AUGAAGAGAUCUCUGGGAUCAGGCUCCAAGAUCACACAUAAUGUUCUUCCUUACCAAACCCCAAGACUCAGGGAUCACUACACUUUAGGCAAGAAACUAGGCCAAGGCCAGUUUGGGACAACAUACCAAUGCAAAGAGAAGGCCACAGGGAUAGAAUACGCGUGCAAAUCCAUCCCCAAGCGCAAGCUUCUGUGCAAGGAAGAUUACGAGGACGUGUGGAGGGAGAUUCAGAUAAUGCACCAUUUGUCCGAGCAUCCCACUGUGGUGAGGAUCAAAGGGACUUACGAAGACAACCUUUUCGUGCAUUUGGUCAUGGAGUUAUGCGCUGGAGGCGAGCUCUUCGACAGAAUUAUACAGAGGGGCCAUUACACAGAGAGGAAGGCAGCCCAGCUCAUGAAAACCAUUGCCGGCGUUGUCGAAGCCUGCCAUUCUUUAGGUGUCAUGCAUAGGGAUUUCAAGCCGGAGAAUUUCCUUUUCGAUACCCCCGAUGAGGACGCCAAGCUUAAGGCCACAGAUUUUGGAUUGUCUGUUUUCUACAAGCCUGGGCAAUAUCUGUCUGAGGUUGUUGGAAGUCCAUACUAUGUUGCCCCUGAAGUAUUGCAUAAGCAUUAUGGUCCUGAAGCUGAUGUAUGGAGUGCAGGGGUUAUUCUUUACAUAUUACUGUCAGGGGUGCCUCCCUUUUGGGCAGAGACAGAUAAUGGGAUAUUCAAGCAGAUAUUGAAUGGCAAGGUAGACUUGGUUUCAGAACCAUGGCCUCAAAUUUCAGACAGUGCAAAGGAUUUGGUAAGGAAGAUGCUCGAAAGGGAUCCAAAAAAGCGAAUAUCUGCGCAUCAAGUGUUAUGCCAUCCUUGGAUUGUGGAUGACAAUGUUGCACCGGACAAGCCUCUCGGAUCCGCUGUUCUUUCACGGCUAAAGCAAUUUUCUGCAAUGAACAAGCUUAAGAAGAUGGCUCUGCGUGUCAUUGCUGAAAGACUGUCGGAAGAAGAAAUCGGGGGAUUAAGACAGUUGUUCAAAAUGAUAGAUACAGACAACAGUGGAACCAUAACAUUUGAGGAGCUAGAAAAAGGCCUGAGAAAAGUGGGAUCAGAAAUGAUGGAAGCAGACAUCAUGGCGCUUAUGGCUGCGGCCGAUGUGGACAACAGUGGAACUAUAGACUACGGCGAAUUCCUGGCUGCUACUUUACAUCUGAAUAAAAUGGAGAGGGAGGAGAACUUACUGGCUGCCUUUGCUUUCUUCGACAAGGAUGGCAGUGGCUACAUCACCAUAGAUGAGCUCCAACAGGCCUGCAAAGAUUUCGGGCUGGCAGAUGCUCAUCUUGAAGACAUGAUUAAAGAAAUCGACACAGAUAAUGACGGGAGAAUAGACUAUGGAGAAUUUGCUACAAUGAUGAGGAAGGGGAAUCAAGGGCUGGGGGCCAGAACCAUGAGAGGGAACUUGAAUUUUAACUUAGCAGAUGCCCUGGAAGGUAAGAAAGUAGCAGGGGAAGGGGAAACAGACAGCUAA
Molecule: messenger RNA, 1503 nt
Organism: Andrographis paniculata
Lineage: Eukaryota; Viridiplantae; Streptophyta; Magnoliopsida; Lamiales; Acanthaceae
Product: calcium-dependent protein kinase 11-like
Exons: 7
Coding region: 1-1503 (500 amino acids)
Biological process (GO): intracellular signal transduction; peptidyl-serine phosphorylation; protein autophosphorylation
Cellular component (GO): nucleus; cytoplasm
Molecular function (GO): calcium/calmodulin-dependent protein kinase activity; calmodulin binding; ATP binding
Source: RefSeq, a predicted model, not a curated record